AUGAGUCGCCUCUGGACGAAGGGAUUUUUCCUGACGACUUUCCUCAUUCAACUAUUGUUACUGUUUGAUGGCGUUGAGGGAAAAGGAAAGCGCCGAAAAUGUCCGCCGAGUUCGUGGAGCGAAGGGAAAAUCGUGAACACUGUGUUAUCGAACUACACAAAAAUGUUGCCCGAAGCUGAGGACUCGGUGAUGGUUAACAUCGAGAUUCAUGUACAGGACAUGUCCUCUCUAAACGAAUUGACGUCGGAUUUCAAAAUCGAGAUCCUCUUCACGCAGCUUUGGCAUGAUCCGGCACUCGCUUUUGCCCAUCUACCAUCUUGCAAACGAAAUAUCACCAUGGAGAACAAACACCUCGAGAACGUGUGGACGCCGAACACUUGCAUAAUCAACUCGAAAAAGACAAUGAUUCACCAAUCGCCCGCCGACAACGUCAUGUUCAUUCUAUACGAGAACGGGACUGUCUGGGUGAAUCAUCGGCUGAGUCUUAAAGCGCCUUGCCUGCUCGAUUUGCGACGUUUCCCCUUUGAUGUUCAGAAUUGCGAGCUCAUCUUUGAGUCCUACUCGCAUAACUCCGAGGAGGUCGAGUUGCAUUGGAUGAAAGAGCCCGUCACACUAAUGAAGCAAAUCUCACUUCCCGACUUUGAUAUGGUGAAUUUUCGGACGGACAAAGCAACCCUAUUGUACCCAAAUGGUUACUGGGAUCAGUUAACGGUGGUUUUCACGUUCAAGCGCCGCUACGGUUUCUACAUAAUCCAAGCCUACGUGCCCACAUAUUUGACAAUCAUCGUCUCCUGGGUCUCGUUUUGUAUGGAACCGAAAGCAUUGCCGGCAAGAACCACAGUCGGCAUCUCUUCGCUGUUGGCGUUGACUUUUCAAUUCGGAAACAUUUUGAAGAAUCUCCCGCGAGUCUCUUAUGUGAAAGCGAUGGACGUCUGGAUGCUGGGGUGCAUCUCGUUCGUUUUCGGCACAAUGGUCGAGUUGGCCUUCGUCUGCUACAUCAGUCGGUGCGCAAGCAAUCGGGACAAAACGAAUCGCCGCGAAUCGCCGCGAAGUCGCGCUGCCGUGUACGCGAAUGGCGGCUGUCGUACCCGCACGCCGCAUCAUUUAAACGGAAACGUGAUGACCGAUUCACUGAUGAGAAAUGGCGUCAGUGUCAGGGAGAGCUCGGUCGACCCGCCGCAAAGAGACGCCUACAGGUUACCCAACGGUCCCCCACCACCCCUGCACUUCCACAUGACGACUUUUGACGUCGCUCAGCCGCUCACCCUGGAACAGGUGGGCGGUCUUCCUCCUCCAUUCCGUGACCCCUCCCCGUCGCCACAACCCGAUUGCAUUGCGCGUUUUCAUCCCGAAUCCAUCGAUAAGCUCUCGAUCGUUUGUUUCCCGCUGGCUUUCACGAUGUUCAAUCUCUUCUACUGGUGGUAUUUCCUCUCACCGACUUUUGAUCAAGAUUUCUUGCCAGUACCGCACGAA
Messenger RNA from Mesorhabditis belari, 1473 nucleotides. The record is from the annotation of a GenBank genome assembly. NCBI's taxonomy places the organism in Eukaryota, Metazoa, Nematoda, Chromadorea, Rhabditida, Rhabditidae.